Penicillium brevicompactum is the source of this 243-nucleotide messenger RNA. RefSeq names its product Six-hairpin glycosidase. Bases 1 to 243 code for a protein of 80 amino acids. The transcript has 2 exons. Gene Ontology annotation, molecular function: mannan endo-1,6-alpha-mannosidase activity. Gene Ontology annotation, biological process: carbohydrate catabolic process; fungal-type cell wall biogenesis. NCBI's taxonomy places the organism in Eukaryota, Fungi, Ascomycota, Eurotiomycetes, Eurotiales, Aspergillaceae. The record is from RefSeq and is a predicted model, not a curated record.
AUGGCGAAGGGUAAUGCUGCAAUGACUGCUGCAGAGCUGUGCUACCUCCAGGAUACUCCAGUUCCUUAUUGGGCAAGCCUUGCGGAGGGUGUCUUCCAUGCCCAAUUCCCACCGGGGGGGGCCGGGUAUAACGUAAAGAAUGCCAUCAGCAAUGGUGGGCUAUUCCAGCUUUCUGCUCGCUUGGCGCGAUAUACCAGGAACCAAACCUACACCAACUGGGCGGUAUCCGUCGGCAUGGGAUGA